Pseudoliparis swirei is the source of this 2551-nucleotide messenger RNA. It is a transcript of the gene ccnj, whose product is annotated as cyclin J. The coding region runs from base 412 to 1491 and encodes 359 amino acids. The record is from RefSeq and is a predicted model, not a curated record. Gene Ontology annotation, cellular component: nucleus; cytoplasm; cyclin-dependent protein kinase holoenzyme complex. Gene Ontology annotation, biological process: regulation of cyclin-dependent protein serine/threonine kinase activity; mitotic cell cycle phase transition. The transcript is spliced from 5 exons. Gene Ontology annotation, molecular function: cyclin-dependent protein serine/threonine kinase regulator activity. Lineage: Eukaryota; Metazoa; Chordata; Actinopteri; Perciformes; Liparidae.
CGCACGCAACUUGAAACGUAGUGUUUCCGGGAGCACUUGAACGCAACAGGGGGGUGUUCGCUGAACUCGUGCUGAGCCCAAACAGCCUCCUACUACAACAAUGACGAGCGCGAGCGCGUCCCGGCUGCGUUGACUCCGAGCCGGACUCCCGUGGCGCUGCCGGUUCUUCUCCCGCGGACUGCACACCGGGUGAGUCUGCACGUGCGUCUUGUUUUGUUUGAUUUGAGAGUUUAUGAAACCGACGACGUCACCGGGUGGUCCACUCAGCUGAGCGGCUGUUGCGUGUCCCUGCAGCAGCGGGGUGCAGAUCCCCGCAUGCGCAGACCACCAUGAAGCACUAGUUGCCUGACUGCCCCCUCCCCCCCCCUCGCGUGUUCUGCCCUGCAGGGGGUCUCCAACGCGCCGGGACCAAUGGAGCUGGAGGAUCAGUGGUGGAAAGGACAACUCGCUGCAGACAUCUACCAGGCGCUGCGGUACAAGGAGCUCAAGCUGCCGUCCUACAAAGGCCAGUCCCCUCAGCUCAACCUGAGGCGAUACUUUGCGGACCUCAUCGCCAUCGUCAGCAACCGCUUCCGGCUGUGCCCCGCAGCCCGGCACCUGGGGGUCUACCUGCUGGACCUCUUCAUGGACCGCUACGACGUCACGGUGCAGCAGCUCCACAUGGUCUCCCUGUCCUGCCUCCUGUUGGCCAGUAAAUUUGAGGAACGGGAGGACCGGGUGCCCAAGCUGGAGACCCUGAACAGCCUGGGCUGCAUGAGCUCCAUGAACCUGGUCCUGACUAAGCAGGGCCUGCUCCACAUGGAGCUGCUGCUGCUGGAGACCUUCCAGUGGAACCUGUACCUCCCGACGGCCGCUCACUUCAUCGAGUACUACCUGUCCAUCGCCGUCCACGAGGGCGACCUGCACGACGGCUGGCCCAUGACCUGCCUGGGGAAGACCAAGCUGUACAUGGCCAAGUACGCCGACUACUUCCUGGAGGUUUCCUUGCAAGAUCACGGGUUCUUGUGUUUCUCCCCCUCGCUGGUGUCGGCGGCGUGCGUGGUCACCUCCCGCCUCGUCCUGCACCUGUCCCCGACAUGGCCGCCCCGACUGCAGCACCUCGCCGGCUACGCGUGGGAGAACCUGGUCCCGUGUGCCAAGAAGCUGCUCAUAGCUCAUGACGGUGACGUCAACGAGGCCAACAAGCUGAAGGGCCCGCAGCAGGGGGGGGGGCCGGCGCCGUACCACGCUGCGGACCAGACGGCCGCCGGGGCCCAGUACCUGCACCAGCCCAGCAUGCAGUAUCCCCAGCAGGCUCCGCCGCAGCCGGGCCCCGCCCCCCCGACCCACAGGCCCGCCUCCUACCUCGGCCACGCCCCCGCCGACCUGCAGGAUCCCAACGCCAACGCGCCGGCCACCGGCGCCUCGCAGGAUCCCAAGUCCAGCGUUCCCAACCGGGCGUACCAAGUCGGCGUGCAGUACGGCUGCGCCGCCCCCUGCUUCGACAGAUGAUGGACUUUCUCAGAAUAGAGUCCUUUUUUUUUGCCAGAAGAAGACAAAAGAGAUGUAGAGCUGUUCCUCUGGAACACAAUGCAACCAAAGAAGAAGAAAAGUGUUUUUAAUUUGGAGAGACUUGAUCAGAUUGGUACUGCACUUUGACCCACGAGGAGGACGCAGCGCGCAAAGCUACGCAACACGCACAAAGCUACGCGCACUAAGCUACGCGCACUAUGCAACAAGCGCUACGCAACGCGCACAAAGCUACACGCACAAAGCUACGCAACACGCGCAAAGCUACGCAACAUGCACAAGGCUACGCGCACAAAGCUACGCGCGCUAUGCAACAAGCGCUAUGCAACAAGCACUACGCAACGCGCACAAAGCUACGCGCACUAUGCAACAAGCGCUAUGCAACAAGCACUACGCAACGCGCACAAAGCUACGCGCACUAUGCAACAAGCGCUAUGCAACAAGCACUACGCAACGCGCACAAAGCUACGCGCGCUAUGCAACAAGCGCUACGCAACACGCGCUAUGCAACGCGCUGCAGUCCUCGUCUGGGUUCAGUUUGGGUUCCUGUUUGUUUGAGGGGUCGGGGGUCGAUGUCGGGGGUCGAUGUUGCAGCGAGAGGCAGAGUUUGCACCACUGUGUUGUGUCACUGUUUAAUUUAGCUACAGACCAAAAAGUCUAUUUAUUUGAGCCAAAUUACCUCAAAAGUAUUGAAUGUACGAAAUAGCGCCAACGCCUUCAGCCUGAAGGUUUACGGCCAGUUACAAGAAGAAGUGACUGUUUGUGGUUGAGGUUGGAGAGCACCGUGUUUGGAGGUGUUCUCUUCCUCAAACUUUUCCUUUUUUCUUUUUGUUGUUUUCUCUCUUUUUGUGAUUAGUGUCGUUUGUUUAAACUGAGGAGAAAGUCUCAAUUUGUUUGCGGAGGAAACGGUUGCUCUGCACCGAGGAUGUCAGUCAGUGCUGUGCACUUCCUUGAUAGUUUUAAAUAAAAUACAAAUCUGUGCUGGUUGGACUGAGAUCUUUGUCUAAUUUUCCACUUCCUCAAAAUUAAAAGAUCGACUCUG